Messenger RNA from Suillus subaureus, 1305 nucleotides. RefSeq lists its product as uncharacterized. Gene Ontology annotation, cellular component: intracellular anatomical structure. The record is from RefSeq and is a predicted model, not a curated record. The transcript is spliced from 7 exons. Lineage: Eukaryota; Fungi; Basidiomycota; Agaricomycetes; Boletales; Suillaceae. Gene Ontology annotation, biological process: carbohydrate metabolic process. Bases 1 to 1305 code for a protein of 434 amino acids.
AUGCCCGUUCCUAGCGCCACCACCGAUGGAUGUAUGCACCAUCCGCAAAAGCCCCGACGGACCAAAUACCGGGGAACUUACCCGAUCUCAAGGGAAGACAAGGUUAAGUUGGACCUGUGGAUGAGCACUCACUACGAAGCUCUACCAGAGCCCUCUUCCAACGAGGCAGAGGAAAUGGGGGUUGUCCCUUCGUUUCCUUACAAGGAUGUACAGAUCUAUGGCGAUACAGCUGAUAGUAUGGCAUUGUAUUUUCGUGGCGUUUGGGGUUGCUUGCUUACUCCGAAGAAUGUCAGUGACCUGGCAGAUACGCCUGGCAUUCGUUAUCAUGUCUGGGUUGCCACUAAGAAAGUGCUUGACAAAUUUCCAAAAGGUUCAGAAACGUUUCAUGUAAGGCUCGUCCUUCGACAAUUCCUUUUUGAACUCGGCCUGGCCAUGUUAGGUUCAGUUAAGGGCCCCGUGGUGAUCUUCAUAGAUUCGCGCAUUCACGACAGCAAGGUUGCUAUGGUGGAUGAAACUCGUGCCCUUGUUGACCUUUUUGACCAUGCUGAUGUCCGACGAUGGAGAGUUGUCAUCACGCUGCCAGCGACAGAGGAUGGUAUCCGCGCCGCACACGAACUCACUAACAAAUACUCAAUAGGUAUACAUCUCUCAAUGGUGACCUCCCUUACACAUGCUUGCGCCUGUAUCGAAGCCGGGGCAACUAUGCUGAGUAUGAAUGUCGCUCCAAUCAUGACAUGGUUCGAGAAGAAAGAUGUAGGCGAAGUCGAAUACCCAAUUACUCCCGGCCACCCUGGCAUUAAGACGAUCCAAUCAUGCAUCAAUUACAUCCGCCAAAACUCUUUGAACACUUCUUUGCUAGUAACUGACAUUCGGGAUUGGGACGAACUGAACCAAUUGGAUGGCGUUGAUGCCGCUGCGCUGAACCAAAAUUUGCUCGAUCAGACGUCCAUGUGUGAGCUUACGACCUGGUCCCCUGAGAUCAUGGAAGACUACGAGCUUUCGCCUGCAUACCGAUAUGCCCGAGAAGCUAAAUUUCCUUCCGACUUCCUGAAACACGAGAGAGGUGUCGGAAUGGCUAUGUCUGCCGAGGCUCGUAGCCUUUUGUCGUCUGUGGUUUACAUCCGCCUUGGGCAAAACAAAGUUUUCAUGGAGAAAAUUGAAGACGUUAUCAGAAAAGAAGUCCGCGAGCGCCUCUACGUGGACGCCUUCGAUCCGUACCACCCCUACUCCAUGGCCGUAAGGAGGAGUCGAUUGGCGGCGAAGACACGUACACGACCAACAGGCGCCGCGACCCCUUCUCUGUAA